Messenger RNA from Perkinsus marinus ATCC 50983, 1095 nucleotides. RefSeq names its product ATP-binding cassette transporter, putative. The transcript has a single exon. Lineage: Eukaryota; Perkinsozoa; Perkinsida; Perkinsidae. The coding region runs from base 1 to 1095 and encodes 364 amino acids. The record is from RefSeq and is a predicted model, not a curated record. Gene Ontology annotation, cellular component: membrane. Gene Ontology annotation, molecular function: ABC-type transporter activity.
AUGUUUGAUAACACUCUGGUUAUUUGCAGUGGUAGAAUGGUGUACUUGGGCCCGACUGCCGAUCUCAAAGCCUUCAUCCAGGAUAGUACAUCGAAACAGUGUCCAUCUGAUUACAACCCAGCAGACUUCGUCCUCUCUGAGCUCCAAACCGCGUCUGAGGAAGAGAUAGAGAAACUGGCUGCAACCUAUAAAAAGAAGGCCCAAGCCAGAAUCAUACCUGGCAUUAAAGCGUCUAGGGCGAAAGGCGACGAUGCUCCACCGUUGAAGGCAAAGUCUAGGCCAUCUAGUAUGACGGCGCAGUUGACGGAGCUUUUCCUUCGUGAUGCCAGGGACACGUUCCGUAACAAGCCAGUACUCAUUGCUCGAUAUAGCGUUCUUAUCAUCCUCAAUCUCCUCUUUGGUUGUGUAUUCUUCGAUGCUGGCUCUACCCAGAGUGAGGACUAUUGGCUGACUAACGUUGACAAGUUCAUUCCUUACUAUGGUGGUAUGGUUACUGUCUGUAUAUCUGCCAUGAUGGGGUCGGCUCAAUCGACCAUCUUGCACUUCCCUGAGCAACGUGGUAUCUUUCUCAGGGAGUAUGCCAGCAAUAUGUACUCUACCAUCCCUUAUACGAUCGCCAAGAUGAUGGUUGAGUUCCCAUUAUCUCUUCUCGACUCCAUUGUACAAGUCCUCAUUGCGUACUAUAUGAUGAACUUUCAAGGCAGCAUAUUCUAUUGGUUCCUCAUAUCGUGGGUUAUGAAUGUUUCUUCGGUCUCCUUAGCACAGAUGGUAGGAGCCGCUGUCAAUUCGGGUGCCCAAGCCAUUCAGUUGAUCCCCUUGCUUUUUGUUCCACAGACGGUCUUUUCUGGGUUGUUCACUAGCAUCAGUAAUAUCCCAGUCUGGCUACGAUGGGUUCAAUGGCUGUGUGCUUUGAAGUAUGGUGUCAAUUUAGCCUUCUUUACCGAAUUCGGUUUUGAUUACACCCGACUAGCCGAAAUCAAUGAUUCCAAGUCUGAUCUGGUCGGGCUUGAUAUUGGUGUUCUGCUGGGACUCAUUGUUGUUCUCCGUAUUGGCACCAAUAUCGUUCUGAAGAGAAAGGCUAGGUACGUCUUCUAA